Cyphomyrmex costatus is the source of this 7497-nucleotide messenger RNA. RefSeq names its product bromodomain adjacent to zinc finger domain protein 2B. NCBI's taxonomy places the organism in Eukaryota, Metazoa, Arthropoda, Insecta, Hymenoptera, Formicidae. The transcript is spliced from 27 exons. The record is from RefSeq and is a predicted model, not a curated record. Gene Ontology annotation, cellular component: chromatin. The coding region runs from base 16 to 6765 and encodes 2249 amino acids. Gene Ontology annotation, molecular function: protein binding; DNA binding.
UCACUCUUCGGCGGGAUGCCGGGUGGUUAUGGCUUGGGGGCUCCCCAUUUACCCUCGGCUUACGCUAUUUUGGGCCGAGGGGGCUCAGCGCCUGGCUUCGGGGGUCACACACCAGCCUCGGCGCCACCCCCGUCCCCGUAUCCUCACAGCAGCCUCGGUACGCUCAGCGUGGCCGCCAGUCAAGCUGCGAGUCUGGGUAUCAAUCCAGCAGCCACUGCAUGGUGGACAAUGGCCUCUCAUCUGGCGGCGCAAGACUACCUCGCGAGGUUACAAGGAGCGGCAGGACUCCCAGGAUUUCCGCCCGGUACCGAGAGCCUCCUACCACCCUAUCCCGCCUCUCUACUUAAUCCCCCGUCCCUCUCGUCCCACAAGUCCAGUAAGUCUAAGUCAAGCAAGAGUCACAAGACGCCGCCAGCUAGCAGUAGUAGCUCAACAACGCCAAGUAUGACGAGCAGCAGCCUGCCGGUGUCCACUCAACCACCGGUGACGUCCUCUCAUCACAGUACCCCGGUCAGCAGCACGCCAAAUUCGCAAUCCAAUGUCGUCAGUGAUCCUAGCAGUAUAUUGGGAGGUGUGCGUCUACCUCCCGACACGGAGAUUAUCAAGUAUACGUCGAGUAUAGUCGGUCCAAAGGUUCCUGGAACGACGAACCGCGGCAGGAAGAAGACAAUAUCGUUGGACACUCCUAGCGUCAGCGUACAUCCGCCGCCCGUCCCUACCCUUAGCGCCCAUCAGACGAACACGACAACCUCUUCGUCGCUAAUGAUAGAACCGAGGAAGUACAAUCGCACGGGGACCGACUCGAACGAAUACAGAGAUUCGGUGGAUCGAGUAGAAGUAAUCAAACUGCCGGCCCAUUCAACGAACGGCUCCGUUCUGUCGGCGCCGCCGACGUAUACUAGCAGCGGUAGCAGCAGUAGUAGCAACGCGAACAACAACAUCAACGAUUCGGACGCGCCCUUAAAUCUCUCCCUAAAGCCCGCCACGACGAGCAGUAGCUCGCCGAUUUCUGGUAGUCAACCGCUCAGUCAGCUCAGUAAUUUAAGCCAAUCGUUACUUGCCUCCGAUCGAACGUCGAGACGAAAACCCGGACCAAAGCCGAGAAGAGUUCCGCAGAAUUCGGUGCCGGUGCCGGCGUCGCCUAGUCCUUCCUUGGCGCAGCUUUUCGCUGCCGCGGACUCGCCACAGCGGCCGAGUAGCGGUAGUGAAGAAAGCGAGAGUGCAAGCUCUGCUACCCAUCACAAGGACGGCAGGCCGCGAAAUCUCGGUCGUGGUGUAUCGAAGCCUAAGAAGAACACGGUCGCGUCGUUAUUGGCCCAAAGCAGAGCUCUAGGGAUUAAACCCACCCCGACUUUGGAUCCAAGUGUGCCAUUGUCUCAUCAAGUAUCGUUGCUGAGGUCGAAUAUACUGGCGGCUCAAUUGCACGCUUCCGUCGCUACUGGCCAGAGUGACGAAAAGAGCCAGUACUAUCACUUGCUAACGAAGAUACAGAAGAAGAAGCGACCUCGACCAAUUCGUGCUUCGUGGGCGAGGAGCCAUGAGAAAAUGAAAAACAAGUUGCUGGAGGCUUCGGGAGAAGAGAGUAACAUGGACGUGACCAGCGAGAGCGGCAGUAACACCGAUGUUCUCACGGAUACGGAUGACGACAAUGCGGAAGGCACACCUAGCGCGAAGAGGAGAAAACUCAAACCCAGCGAAAGAGACCUUCAAAUGCCGUUAGAGCGCGGUUGGAAGCGUGAAACGGUUAUCAAGGGACUAGGAAAGACGGGAGUGAUAAAAGGCGACGUGUCGUAUUACAGCCCCUGCGGGAAAACUUUUAGGAGCAGUCCCGAUCUAGUGAAGUUUCUGGAGCAUCAAAAUCCAGCUGAAUUAACUACCGCCAAUUUUUCGUUUUCCUCCCGUCCGUUGGUCGGGGAAUUCCUGCAGCCAACGAUGGGUCUAGCAGAGGCUGAAUUUGUCAGACUCGGUGCUCAAGAAGUAGCGCGAAGAUUGGAAGAGAUCAGAGCGGUCGCUGGUUUCAGAGACGUACGGACGAACAAUCAAUAUGAUAGAGAAAAGCUAGCUUAUGCGAAGAAACUUGCGAAGGAAGAAGCGCAACGUCAUAAAGAACAAGCUAGGCUUAUUAAGGAGCAAGAGAAGUCAGAACGGCAGGAAGCCGUCAGACGAGAACGGGAGAUCAGGAAUCAACAGCUGCUCGAGGGUCGAAAGCGGCUCGCGUUCACGAUCAAGCAGAAAAUGAAGAUCAUCCAAGAGAUCGAGCGCGGCAAGAGCAAGAGCGACGUGGCUCGCGAGCUGGGUCUGGCGAGCAGUACGGUUGCCACCAUUUGGAAGAAUCGAGAGAGCAUCGCCGAGAGCUGGCGCAACCGGGACAUGAUGCACCAGGCAGACGUCGAGGACGUACCGUCGAAAAAGCCACCGUCGAUGCCGUCCCUCGCGUCGACCACAGCCGCGUACUGCACCCCGAUGACGAUGACGACGAUGACGACAACGACCGCGAUCACAACGACGCCGCCGUCUCUGGUCUCUGGCGUGGUCGUGCCGCCUCCACAGGUGCAGGUGGUGCCACCGGUACUACCACCACCGCCUUAUCCCACCUUAACCCUGCCGCCGGUGUCGGCGGGCCUUGUGCCAUCACCGCAGCCAACGACGCCAAUCUCCUCUUCGUCGAACCUGUCGACCACCACGUCAACUGGUACGACGACCACGACCAUGCCGCCGGACAAUACCCAGCAGGCACAGACCCAGACGCAGAGUCAGGAACUUCUGGAGGCACGGAAAAAACGGCAGGAAGAGGUGGAGAAGAUCCGACUGGAAGAACAACAAAGGAAGCAACAGGAACGGGAGCUGAAGAGGCAGCAGGCGGUUAUGCUGAAGGAGCAGAUGUACAUGCAGGAGCUCACCAAGCAGCGCGAGAUGCUCUACACCGUCGAGCUGGAAAGAGAGAGAAGGAGGCAACAUAUGGCCUUGGUACGGGCACUAGAGAAUCGUCGGAAGAUGGAGGAGAAAGAGAAGAAACGCUUGGAGGCUAGAGCCGAGAGAAUAGCGACGAAGGAAAAGCGAGCGGAACAGAGAAGAAUCGAGUUGGAAUUAAUUGAACAAAUUCGCAAGCCCGUAGAGGAUAUGGAACUGACAGAUCACAGAUCACUGCCAAAAGUAAAAAGAAUACCUGGACUUAAGCUUUCCGGGCAAGCGUUCGCAGAUAUCGUCAUGGUCUUCGAAUUUUUGCACAAUUUCGGGGAAACUUUAGGAUUCGACAUGGAAUCAUUACCGAGCUUGAAGAGUCUUCAACUCGCCCUUCUCAAUGAUGAAGAAGCUGAGGAGGAAAUGCUGUCGGUUAUGACACACCUGUUGGUAUGUGCUAUCGAAGACCCAGGAAUUCCGCAACCGGCUAGACAUACUACAGGCUUGGGUCAAAGUUUGCGUCAAGCUGACAUCACUCACGCCAACAUUAGUGAAGUACUGCGAAUUUAUUUGUAUGCGAACGCAACCGGCGAAGUAAAGGCUCUGACAGGGGUGUGCCUUGAGCGUGAGCGCGACAAGAAAUUCGCCGAUCAUCAUCAGAACGGCGGCGAUUACGCUUCAACCUGCUCGGGAAAGAAUGCACAGUUCUAUGAACACUUACAUAACAACGAAACGUGGAAGAUGUCGGAAAGAUUACGAGACAAACCUUUCUUAGCGUUGAAUCCGACACAUAAGGCACAGAUGCUUGCUUUCCUUUGCAACGAGCUACUGCAAAAUAAGGCUGUGAUCAGACAGAUAGAGGGUAGCCUCGAGACGGUAGCUCAGCUGAGGAAAGAAAGAUUCGUAUUGGACACCAAAAUCAGAAAGCUUAGACAAUUACAUAGUCGAAAAAUCCGAAUGGAAGCUGUGGGUGUCAUUGUUAAUAAGAUUGGCGACACGAUCACUAUUGAGAAGAAGGAAGGUGAGGAAGAAGGCAAUACUACGUCUACUGCUGUAGGCACGACACCUACACCAGAUGAAAUUCAUCAUGAGGACGAAGUAGAAGACAUGUCUGAAAACGAGAGUGAAGGCACUCAGCCAGAAGAGGAGGAGGAUAAGAAUUUAUCUGGAGAAGAAUUGGGUAAGAAAUUGGAUAAACUAUUGAAGCAAUCAGAGGAGCAACUGCAAAAGUUGAACAGCUCUUCGAAGCAACUCCGUGCGCACAUAUUCGGCCAAGACAGGUAUUGGAGGAGAUAUUGGGAAUUAGCAUGCGCCGGCGGCAUUUUCGUGGAAGCUAUGGAGAGCGCUGAACCGGAAAUUCUCGAUCUCCAAGCCGAGCUUGAUGAGAAGUACAAAAAUAGACCGAUAGAGGAGAAAUCCGAAGUGAAGCAAGAGGGCGAAAGCAAGAAUUCCGAAAAUCGCGAAAAUGAGGCGCCAAACGAAGUCAAGGCUGAAAAGAAACAUAAUUCGAGUGAGCAGAACGAGAAUAUGAAAUCUCACGGGGAUAAAAUGAAGUCCGAGGUGGAAGAGAUCAACUGUAAAAAGGAGUCUGUACAAAAUUACGGCUCGGAGAAUGUAAAGGAGGAGAAGAGGAAUAAUGAUGUAGAUGGUACAAUGACAGAUGCGAAGACGAAUGUCACGUCCGAGGAAAUAAAACAGGAGACGGAAGUGAUCAAUACAGAUGUCGACAUGAAAGAAGAGGUGAAAAAGGAGAAUGAAGAGAUGGACGAAGAUAUGACGAAACCUCUGAUGAAAACGAUGGAGGAUAAAAUUGUCGAAACGAUACCGAAUGGGGACAAGUUCAACCACAUCAAUAAUCUACACAACGGGAAAGAACUCAACGGCUCUUUUAUUUCCAACAAUAGCAAUGCCGAACCUAAUUGGUUUUCCAUCUUACCGCGUGAGACAUGCGAUACUCCGGGACCUAGCACUAAACAAAUCUUUGGCAUAGCCGAGCCGACUGAGCUCAGAAUCCCAGUGUUCCCACCACCCGCCAGUCCGAGUUAUGAUAGAUGCGAUAGUCCGGCACCCCUGAUAUUAACUCAAGAUGAGGCAGCACAACUAGAAUAUCUGAAAGUGCACGGUUUACCACCUCCUGGAGAGGCCAAACCGGUGUCAAAAGAUCUGAGAUAUGGUUGGUGGAGGAUAACAGAUGUUGACACGUUCCAAGAACUUCUGGAGCAUCUACACUCUCGUGGUGUUCGCGAGAAAGAAUUAAAACGCACCACAUGGGCGACGAUGGAAUCCUUCUUAGCUGUUACCGGUAAAAUUAAUGUUGAUUCUGGUAAUUUCUCCGCCACUGAACUUCAAGCGGAACCAGACGAUCCCAAUACGCCAAUUCCAAAGCCCGAUAAUCCGAAUAAUUGGAGCGAGCAAGUUGCGCUACGAGUAGAUGCUCAACUUUUGGAGCAAGUGGAGGCACUUGAAGAUAAAGUGGCUAAUGCUAGCAUGCAAGUCAAAGGUUGGAAGCUACCGCCGCGAGCGGGAACUGAGGAAGCCGAGGAAAUUGAGAAGUUGAAUGAAAUGGAAAAGAUUAGUGCGGUCGAACAAGCGCGGCAAAGGUUACUUUCUUUGGAGGCAGCUAUAGAAAGAAGAUACUUAAAACCACCUUUAGGUGUUUGUACGGGAGAUCCUAACUUGGCAGCCCUCAAGGCAGAACAAGCAGCAGCCGCUAACGCAAAUUCGAACAAUUCCGAUCAGAAUAACCAGACACCUGCACCGCCAGAGGAAACGACGCCACGGGGUUUGAACACCUGGCGGGAGGCGACGGCACGAGCGCACACGUCGGCGCAACUCGCAAUGGCACUCUACAUGCUCGAGGCCAGCAUCGCUUGGGACAAGAGCAUCAUGAAGGCUGUGAGUCUAACAACAGCUAGAAACUCGGUCUGCGCCAAGCUACGAAACCGCUGCGUCUCACUCAAAGCUACCAAUCAGUACAAACAGCUAUUGACUACUUCUCAGACCUCUAAUUGCCAGUUUUGUCAUAGUGGAGACAACGAAGAUAAACUGCUUCUUUGUGAUGGCUGUGACCGUGGCUACCAUACUUACUGUUUCCGUCCAAAAAUGGAAAACAUUCCUGAUGGUGACUGGUAUUGUCAUGAAUGUAUGAACAAAGCAACAGGUGAACGCAAUUGUUUAGUGUGUGGAAAGAGAGUUGGUAAAAACCUGGUUCUGUGCGAACUCUGUCCUAGGGCUUAUCACACUGACUGCCAUAAUCCUGUCAUGCCAAAAAUGCCACGAGGAAAAUGGUAUUGCUCUAAUUGCCACAGUAAACAACCAAAGAAGAGAAAUAGUAGUCGAAGGAGUCAUACCAAAGGGGGAGGCACCAGAGAAAGUGAAAGUUCUGAUCAUCCACCAGCUAGUCCAACGCCAUCAACGGCAUCGAACACGCACGUAGAGGAUGUCAGUUCGUCGGAACCGCCGACUCCUACCGCCUCACCACGGAAGGAGGGUAACAAUCGGACGCUCACGAAGAAGCAACAACGAGAGCUGGCGCCUUGUAAGAUACUCCUCGAACAGUUGGAACAACAGGACGAGGCCUGGCCGUUCCUCCUGCCGGUGAACACCAAACAGUUCCCGACCUACAAGAAAAUCAUAAAAACCCCCAUGGAUCUCAGUACGAUUAAGAAGAAGUUGCAGGACUCCGCGUACAAGUCUCGCGAUGAGUUUUGCGCCGAUGUCAGGCAGAUGUUCAUCAACUGCGAGGUAUUCAACGAGGAUGACAGUCCUGUGGGCAAGGCCGGCCACGGGAUGCGCAGUUUCUUCGAAAUGCGCUGGACCGAGAUCACCGGCGUGCCGCCUCCACAUCCACAAACGCAUAGCUGAGGUUCGGUACGUUCGCGCAACACCUGCAACAGCUUCGCUCACUUCUACUAUUAGGAUAUGCGUCGCGUCACCGAUCGCGAUAGACCGACAGUCGUCGGAAGGGAUUGAUCCACCCUCUACUACUUCACUUCCAAGCAUUAGUCGGCCUCGUUCUAGCGGCCAAUCGAAUUUUCCAUUAUAAUAGUAAUUGCUGUGAACGCGGGUACACACUCGCCUAUCGUAUCAUCCAUUCUCGCUGUUCAUCACUUACGCGAGUGCGUUUUUCUCGCGUUUCAUAAAAUGCUCUAGUACUUGGGUAUACUGUGACACGAAUGACUCGUACUUCAUUUCCUUGUUAGCACCUAUGACGCGAUUUUCGUCAAACUUACUCAUUGUAAAGUAUUAUAGCGAGACACGUUCUAAGCCGAUCGGACAUUCGGCUUCGGUUUAAUGAAUAUUGAUAAAAGUGCGAGAAGUAUCGCACUUAAGGUCGAGAUCUUGGUCUGCGAUAACAAGCACUUCUCGACAUCGACGUGAUUAUUCAGAUAGAAGCUUGCGCGCAUCGUUUCGAUCUUCGUCGAUUAGGACGGAGCGAUGCGAAUGGUCAUUGUACUUACACAAGUGAACAUUUGCCUAAGCGACAAAAGUGUAAUUUGCGAUUGUAUUAUACGGGCUUAAUGUCGACGUAUCGUCGGCAAAAGAAAUAUUUUGCAAAGUAAUAAAUGUGAAAAAGAGAGAAGUUAUAUAUGUAUA